Messenger RNA from Pezoporus flaviventris, 1315 nucleotides. Its product is annotated as heat shock factor protein 5-like. Lineage: Eukaryota; Metazoa; Chordata; Aves; Psittaciformes; Psittacidae. Bases 1 to 1221 code for a protein of 406 amino acids. The record is from RefSeq and is a predicted model, not a curated record. The transcript is spliced from 5 exons.
AUGCUCUGUGCUUUUCACUUCAGCAGGCGACGUCAGGGCUGGGGGCACGGGAAGCGGCUGAAGGGACGGCAGCGCUCAGGGGCCGUCGGGACCGGCGACCGCCCCGACCUCCUCGUCCACCUGAAGCGCCUGACGAGAGCCAAAGAGAAGCUGGCGGCCGGCCUGCAGGUGCCCAGCCGCCCGCACCAGCCCUCUCAGCGCCUGCUCGGCACGGCGCUGCACGGGGACCCGCUGCUGCCGCCCCCGAGGCUCGGCGAGGCUCCCAGGCCCGGACUGGUGACUGGAGGACAGGUUCCUCAACCUGGUGGUCCAGAGAGCUUCUUUGGUUACUCGGACAAAGCGGCCUUGUGCCAGAACCCCGGUGCUUUCGUGCCAGAGCCUUUCCAGCAGACUCCGAUCCCUUCCAGAACAUGGCAGGGCUCUUUUGGGCUGCUGCCAGGGCACUGGGCUUCCCCAGCUAUUCCAGGCCCAGGGGCUCCCUUUCCGGUCCUGCACAAGUGUUCCACAGAGGUCACGUACACUCUGCAGACUGUGUUCUGGCUUCUGCCGCUUCAGCAAGGGGCUCCAGCUGGGGCCGCUUCCCUCCCGCAAGACAGCAGCUGCGCGUCUCCAGGGCAGUGCUCGCAAGCCCCCGAUCCAACGGCAGCGCUGCAGUGUCCUUCACCCCCUGCCCAGGGAGAGCCUCUCGCUGUCAGCGCCAGCGCUGCAGCUGCGGCGUGCACCCACUGCGGCUUUGUGCAGAGUCCACCAGCGCAGCCACCUUGUGCAGCUGAAUGCCUGCCCUGUGGCGGGGCUUCUGGUGAAGAGAAGAUGAUGGAGGAAUUAAGUUUUGAAGCCAUACUUGAGGUUCUGGAUAAGAUGCUUUCACCACCCAACGCUGAAAUAGUGCCAGUGGAACCUGUGGAGAGCGAGAUGUCAACCCCUCAGUCUCUCAGAAGUCAGCCGCUCCUGGUUAGUAGUGGGAAGAGCGACACCCCUUCUGCCGCUGAGGAAAGUGAACUGGCACCUCUGACUCCUGCGGCAGCAGACACCUCAUUUCUGAUGGAAGCAGCUCAAGCAUUAACUGCUGCAGAAGGCUGUGAUGGAGAACUUCUUGCUCCCUAUGACACUGCAUGCGUAGAACGUACCGCUGCUGCUGAAAUGGCACUGGAAGCUGUGGCCACACAGGAAGCCCCCAAAGAAGGGAGAGAACCACUGGAUCAGUGCCCAGCUCCCCCCUGAAAUGUUUGUUCUGGAAGGACUGUUCAGAGGAGAGCAGGUAAGGGCUAAAGGGAGGUAAACGUGCCCAGGAAUGGAGAGGUUUAGCUCAUCGCCC